UGACAUCAGCAGCAGGGUUGAGGUACAGCCAGGCUUUCUGUCUCUUUCAUCUGGUCUGUAACUCUCCACUUCUACUGCCUGGUUUUCCAAAGCUAUAAGGAUCCCAAGAAAUGAAAAGUACAAAGGAAAAGAAGGAACAUGAAAAUGAAGGCUUCUCACUGUGAGAGCUGUCAGAUAUAGAGAUCAGCUUUUCAAAAAGCAAACGCAGAAGAAGAUCCUAAAAUUACAAUAAAAAAACUUAGCAUGGAUUACAAGGCCGAGGGUAAAAGGAAGCAACAGCAUAGCUUGAAUUUACUGAAUCAAAUAAAGAGCAUGAAAGAGUUAACAGAAAUGAUUGAUGUAGUUUUAGUGGCUGAAGGUGAAAAAUUCCCUUGCCACAAACUGAUGCUGGCUGCUUUCAGCCCCUACUUCAAAGCAAUGUUUACAUGUGGCUUGAUUGAAUGCACACAGAAAGAAGUAGUCCUCCAUGACAUGUCAGCAGAAAGUGUGUCUGUACUUCUACACUACAUGUACACAGCAGAGCUUCACCUGACUAAUAGUAAUGUGCAGAGUGUGGCCAUUGCUGCCUUUUUCAUGCAGAUGGAAGAUGUUUUCAGGUUAUGUCAGACGUACAUGAUGGACCACAUGGAUGCUUCAAACUGCAUGGGGAUUUAUUACUUUGCAAAGCACAUUGGGGCUGAAGAGUUAUCUGAUCAAGCUAGAAAGUAUUUAUAUCAGCACUUUGCAGAAGUGAGCUUGCAUGAAGAAAUACUAGAAAUUGAAGCCCAGCAGUUGCUAAGCCUGAUCAGAUCAGAUGAUCUGAAUGUUUCCAGAGAAGACAGUAUUUUGGACUUAGUCCUCCGAUGGGUUAACCACAGCAGGAAAUUGCGUGUGGAUCACCUCAUUGAGCUCCUGAAGCAAGUAAGGCUGGCACUAGUGAGCCCCUCCUUUCUAGUGGAAGCUCGGAAGAGGAACACAGUGCUUCUGAGUAAUUCCCAAUGCAGUGACAUGAUUGAGGGAGCAUUAGAAAUGAUCAAGAAGUCCAACCUACCUAGUCUCAGCCUCCGCUACGGCAUGGAGACCACAACUCUUCUGCUUUGCAUUGGCAAUAACUCACAAGGCAUCAGGUCAAGGCAUGGUAAUUAUGCUGAUGCCAGCUUCUGUUAUGCUCCUGCAACACAUAAGACAUACUUCAUUUCCUCUCCGAAAUAUGGAGAAGGCCUGGGAUGCGUAUGCACUGGUGUGAUUAAUGAGAAUAAUGAUAUCAUUGUGGCAGGGGAGGCAAGUGCUGCUAAAUUGUCUAGACAAAAGACCAAGAAUAUUGAAAUUUAUAGGUACAACUCUAAGGGAAACCAAUUUUGGCAAAGCUUGUGUAGUGGCCAGUUUCGUGAACUCUAUGCUCUAGGCACCAUCCACAAUGACCUAUAUAUCAUAGGGGGUCAAAUGAAACUGAAAAACCAAUACCGUAUCACAAACAUUGUGGAGAGGUAUUCCAUGGAAGAAGAUAACUGGAGAACUUUGGCUCCUCUCCCAGUGCCAUUAGCCUGCCCUGCUGCAGUGACAGUGAAAAACAGGCUGUACAUAAUGGGAGGCUGGACACCACAGAUGGAUCUUCCUGACGAUGAGCCCGAUCGAUUAAGCAACAAAAUGUUGCAGUAUGACCCAGGCCAUGACAAAUGGACCGAAUGCACACCGAUGAAGUACUCGAAAUACCGCUUCAGCACAACUGUAGUCAACAAUGAGAUUUAUGUCCUGGGAGGGAUUGGCUGCCUUGGUCGAGAUAGAGGACAGUCACGUCAGUGUCUUGAUGCAGUAGAGAUUUAUAACCCUGACAGAAAUUUUUGGAGAGAUGGUCCUCCCAUGCCUUAUCCUCUUUUGUCUUUGAGAACUAAUUCUACUUGUGCUGGUGCAGUGGAAGGGAAGCUCUAUAUCUGUGGAGGAUUUCGUGGAGCAGCUCGGCAUGAAAUUAUCAACAAAGAGAUCCUAGAGCUGGACACUUGGGAGAAUCAGUGGAAUGUUGUUGCUGUCAACGUCCUCAUGCAUGACAGCUAUGAUGUCUGCCUUGUGGCUCAGUUGAACCCACGAGAUCUCAUCCCUCCCCCUCCCGAUUUAGUGGAACAAUAGGUAUUUCCUAGAUUAUAGAUUUCCUAGCAGAUUUAUGCCUAUUACUGGUCAUUAAUGCUCCUUGGACUCCUAAGAGAUGAAUCCACUGCCUGGCCUUAUUGCAGUUAAUUCCUAUUCUUGUUAUACGUUUUAUAUCCUGGAAAUUCAUGUUUUAUUGAUUGGUUCAAUGGGUUCUCCUUUCUGUUGAGUCCUUGCAUUAAUUCAGCCAGGGUGCCAAACUGAUGCUUCUUGCUAUUUAGGUACAUUGAAUGUAAUUUACCUAGAAAUAGGAAAUACCUGGACGGUAGUUAGUUAAAGCAUGUCAAGGAAAUGGGAGCAACACCAGGUGCUUGUAGAACUGACAAAUAUCUCUAUAUGUAGAAUUCUUCCUUCUGUACUGUCAUAAACGCUUAGAAACUAUUGAUUCAUUUUUUCUAAGUAGAUGGCCAGAAUGAAAGCAUGGCUUUAAUCUCAUAAAUAGGAAGAAUUAACUCAGCUGUCUGCUCGUAUGCACCCUUAUUGAUGGUGGAGUGUAUAGAUAAGUACCCUUAUUUCAGCUCAGAUGUGGUAUUUCAGCUAGAUCGCAUGUAGAAUGCAAUCUCUUCAAAUAUGAAAUCCAGUAUCCUAAUCUGUACUCUGAAUGUGGUCCUUUACAGUUCCAGAUUUGCUGCCAUUAUUAAUAAUGAAGAAUUUUGAUUGCCUAAAUUCAGGAGAGGGAAUUGUGCAGCCCUCCAGAUGUUGCUGAACUGCAGGCCCCACCAGCUCAAGCCAGCAUAAUUGGUGAGAAAUGCUGGAACCUACAGUCCAAGAACAUUGGGAGGAAAUCACAAUUCCCAUCUCUUGCUAGAAGCUUGCUCUUUAGUGGCUGGCCAUAGAAUAAUAGGAGAAGAGUCAGUGUGGUGGAGUGGCCUGAACACUGAACUACAGACUUUAUCACACAAGGUUCUUCUCCCACUAAAAUAGUGUUGUUUCUAAAAACCCUAUGCAAUUGGGAUUGCUGUCUUUCCUGUCUCACCUAUCCAGGUUUGCAACCUUCAUUUGUGCUGAAAGCUUAUCACACCCAGCAUUUGGGAUUACCUACCCACUACCUUCCCAUGCCCUUUUUUUUUCUAGUUUGGUGUGCAUGCGUGUGUGCACACAUGCACGCACACACACGCCUUUUCACAGAAAUAUUUAAAACUGUUGGACUCUUUUCCGCUUGUAUUUCUAGGUAUAUGAGAGUAUGUGGUGAGAGGGAGGGAGGGAGGGAGGGAGAGAGAGACCUCUGGAAUGGGCCUGGAAAAUGAGGUGAGAGGGAAUGCGCAAAGUUUUGGCUUCUCUGGCAAGCCCCAGUCAUUUGACAAUGGAUUUUUUUUCUGUACAGAAAAUGUUUAAAAGUUUCUCAGGAAAUCAAAUAGAAAUGUCCACCCCUUCUCAUGUGAUCACUAGGGUGCCUAAGGUGCAUUCAAAACAUGCCCUCUGACCAUGUCCUGACCACCCAAAAUCAACAUUAAUGUGGAAUUGAACUAUUACAUUGGUAAUGGUAGCAGAACAGUAGCAGGAAAGGAGGUCAUUAACGAAGUUUUUGCAUUAUUGAAAAGAAAUGCUUUCAAAAUGUUCUCUCACCGGGAGAGCAAACAGAGGAGUUUUGACUUUAUGUGAUAAGCCUCAACCAAAGGCACUGGUAUCCUGGUGUUAUUGUGAUUUUCUGCCUUAUGUGAUAAGGACAUAUGACUCUGGGAAACUAGAGUUCAAAUCCCUAGUCAGCCAUGGAGACCAACUGGGUGACCUUGAGGAAGUUACACCCUGUUAGCCUUAGAGGAAGGAAGGCAGUUGCAAACUUCUUCUAAACAAAUUUUGCCAAGAAAGUCUCAUGAUAGGUUUCCCAUAAGUCUAUAUAUGCCUUAGGAUCACCAUAAGUCAGAAUUUGCUUGAUGUCACACAACAACGAUAGCAAGUAGUAAACAGCAUAUGAAGGCUGUAUAAUUUUGUCAGAAGAACUCUGAUCUACCUAGCUCAUUGUUGUCUACUACUCUUGACUGGCAGUAACUAUCCAUAAUAUCAGACAGGAGUCUUUUCCAAAAUUACUGGGGAUGCCAGGGAUUUAUGCCACUGGGUGACCUUGGGCAAGUCACAUGCUCUCAGCCUCAACGGAAGGCAAUGGCUAGCCUCCUCUGAACAAACUUCGCCAAGCAAAUUCCAUGAUAGGUUUGCCUUAGGGUUGCCAUAAAUUGGAAAGGACUUCAAUGCAAACAACACACAUACACAUUUUACAUGCAGAGCAUAUGAUCAGUCUUUGAGUGAUGGCUCUUCUUCUAGCUGGCCUUCUGCUGUAUUGGCCAUGUGUUCAUGGUGAGUUGUUAGUAUUCUUAUGACCUUUUUUCCACUAGCUGUGUUUUCCUUGGCCUUUUCAUGAAUCUGAGCCCAUAGCCUUUGAGACUUUCAGAAUGUUCCUCUGAAGUCAAUUUUAGUAAUCCAUCAUAUUAUCAAUCCUCUUGAUCUUCUUGGCCCAUCUUCUGUUCAUCUUUGGUCCAUGAGAGUAAAGCAGAAAGGCUGCCCCUGAUGGCACUGUUGCUUCUGCCAUCAUCCAGAGUUUCCCCUGGAUAGUUUGCUUUGGGCAAGGGGAAAUGUUCAAUUAUGAUGACACUAGCAAAGAGUGUGCACAUCGUAGAAAUGAGUAGUAAAAUAGUAUAGUCAGGGAAGAGGAAAUUGUGAAGAAGGGAGAAGACUCUAGAUGUGAAGAUCUAUGGUGAGUAAUCUCAGUGUCUAGUCAGCCAUAGCCACAUAGUGGAUAUAAUGCAGUCAGCCCAUAGCUAAUGCUGCAUUUUCCACUCUACUCCAUGUAUGACUCAUCAACUUUACCUUGAAAUAUCAAUCAACCUUUCAUUAAACAUAAAAAGGCAGUAGGAACUACACUAAAACUCCCUUGGUACAGAACAUAAUGCUAAGGUUGAAUCAAUGUGUGUGUUUGUAUGUGUGCAUGUGUGUUUUAGAUAAAAAGAAUUAAUCUGGAAAAUAAAUGAUCCUUGUGAUUCAACUUUUUUUCUUUCUGUGAGCUUUGUAGGCAGGAUGUAUAUGACAGUCAAAACACUCAGAUUUGUAUGUAUCAUCUCUAUACUGUCAACAUGGAAGAAAAGGUUAUCGUGUAGUAUGGGCUAAUGGGAAUGCUGCUUCUAGAGAUUAUGUUGAAUGAUUUUUUAUUCUGCUGCAAGGGCAUUGGAAUGCAUGGGAAUGCACUAAAUGUAUAUGUUUGGUUGGAAUGAACAGGUAAUCAAGGAACCUGUUUAGGAACCCUCUACCUAUGUCCACCAAGAAAAACCUCCUAUGGUCUGAGGCUGACAGCUUCUUAACUUGUCCAGUAAAAGGUACAGGAGGUCUCCUUUACCCAAAAUGUUUGGGACCAGAGAUGUUUUGGAUUUUGGCAUUUUUUCAAUUUCUGAAUAUUUCCAUAUACAUAAGGAGAUAUCUUGGAGAUUGGACAUUAAAUUCAUUUAUGGUUCCUAUACACUUUAGACACAUAGACUUAAGGUAAAUAUAUACAUAAUAUUUUAAAUAAUUUUGUGCCCCAAACAAAGUUUGUCUCUUUGGGACUAUUACAAAGCAAAGGUGCACUAUCUUAGCCACCCAUAUGGACAAUUUUGGAUUUUGGAAUAUUUUGGAUUUUGGAAUUCUGAUAAAGGAGACUCAACCUGUAUUAAAUUUCUGCUUAUCCUUUCUCAUGUCUCCACAUUUUCUUUUCAAGUAUUUUUAAUGCAUAAAUCAACAUGAAAAAAGUGAGCUUUAUCAAAAAUGUGUUUUAAAAAUACUUCACCUCCCACUCCUUGUUAAAACAUGGGCUAACAUCCCGUUGGGAAAUGGUGUCACUGUAAGCUGACCUAUCAUCGUGUAAAGUUGAAUUGUGCCACUGCACAAUGUUUGUAUUCUUAGGAGGAGAGUGGAGAUGUAGGUGCAUCACUAGGACCUUUGUGCAAACUGAGCCAGCAGUGUGGCCAUUGCACCAUGUGUCCCAGUUGUCUCCUGUUGUGUAGUGGGAGCCCCUGUUGACAAUGGGACAUCUUGCAUGAUGACCCAUAGUGCAGUGUUACAGUUCCCUGGCAUUGUUGUGUAUCAUGUCAGCAAUGUAGUUCCAUUGUUUAAAGCUGCAUGUUCGCGCCUGUGCUUAAGAAUCUUGGCCAUUAUUUUGAAAAUGGAGCUGCUUGGUUGUCACUAACACUGUUCUAAUGAAAAGCUGUCAACAUAACUUUCCAAUUGCUGUGAAAUAUGGAACAGCUCCCCUGUGUCUUUUGUACAGACUUGCAAAUGACAUCUUAACAAGGUGGUUGUGACACUCAAAAUCUUACUCCAGUCAUCUGAACACCUUCUCCCUUGAAGCACUGCCUUCUGUCCCAUUUUCUUUUUCCCCUCCUGGUACUCCUUUCUCCAUUUCCUCCCAUUUACCAUCCUCCCCCCACCCUCCAAAACAGGGAGGAAGGGCUCGCCUUAGUAGAGAGCUAUGUUUCCAUGGUAUCGUGCAAAUGGCAAUCUCCUUUCUAAAUAUAACUCCAGGCUCUAAUUGAGUGAUCAAGACAGCAGAUCACCUCAGUUCUUUAUGUGGUCAACUCAUACCCACCUGCUGGGAGGGGGAAGAAACUGUGAUACCAGUCUGCCCAGUCUGUGUGGUCCAUGUAUCUGUGUGGUCCUUGUGCCAUUGCCAGCCCCAGGUAAUUGGAUUGGGUCAGAUUAGUUUUUUAGGGGUGGGCUGGCAAAAACAUGAAAAGUUAGUGCUCUAAGAUUUACAAGAUAAUCCAAAAAGAUUUAAAAACAGAUUCUGUAAUGUUACCAGACAUAUUUUUGUUGGGUAUUAUGGAUAAAGGACUGGAAAAUUAAUAUGGAUUAUUUAUUCGAUAUAUGACAACAGAAUAUUGUUUGCUCAGACUUGGAAAUGGACUGAAGCACCAGUGAUGGAAAAAUGGAUUGUUAAAAUUACUGAGUUAACCCAAAUUAACAUGGGUUCUAAAAGAUAAGCCAACUGAAGACUUUUUGAAAGAUUGGAAACCAUUUAUUGAUUUUUUUUCAGCAAAGAGAAAUCUAAUGAUAUAAUAACCUGUGGUUAUGGUUUUUAGUAAUUUUAGUAAGAUUAUUUAUUUGGAUCUGUAAUGGUAGAAUAAUAUUUUCCUCCUUUUUUCACAUUACACAGAGGAUUGUGGGGGAUUGGGCAGAACCUUGUUGUGUAUUAGUUAUUUGUCUUUUGUUUUCCUUUCUUUUUAUUUUCUUUUUGAAUAUUUAUUACUUUGAUUGUAAAUUAAAUUGUUCAUGUUAAAAUUAAUAAAAUGAAAUAGUUAUCUAGGGGCUCAGUUCUACUAUUGGCAGUGAAGGGAUGUUGGACCCAGCAGCUGAAGAGCAGGAUGCUUCUCUACUGUAUACCAUCUGCUGCAUCACUUGCUACCAAUAAAGCUUCUCUUAUAAAAGUAA
Messenger RNA from Sceloporus undulatus (fence lizard), 7512 nucleotides. It is a transcript of the gene KBTBD12, whose product is annotated as kelch repeat and BTB domain containing 12. Bases 244 to 2103 code for a protein of 619 amino acids. Gene Ontology annotation, molecular function: protein binding. The record is from RefSeq and is a predicted model, not a curated record. The transcript is spliced from 6 exons. NCBI's taxonomy places the organism in Eukaryota, Metazoa, Chordata, Lepidosauria, Squamata, Phrynosomatidae.